CUCGCUUCGUGUUUUGCUUUGGGGUUUCAUAUUUCUGUGCCAUCGUUCCGAACUCUUCCAAGUAUUUCUUCUCUACCAAGUUUGUGCGCGUUUCAGGCGCUUGGAUUGCCGUCCCGUCACCUUGGCUGCAGAAAGGAGAGAUGGCGGCUUUAAGGGUUUUUUCUCGGAUUCCGAAGGCGUAUGCGCAGCUCCUUCCCGUCCGCGCUUCCUUGCUCCCGAAGUUGCUCUGCGGUUGCUCCGAUUUCGGUCAGCCUGCUUCGAGCUUGUCUAAGUGGCUACCCAAUAAUAUGAAUCUGUUAAGACAUCCAUAUCAUAGGGAAGUUGCUUUUCAAAGAUUUGGCUUUUCAUCCUCUGCAUUUUCUCAAGCCACUGAGAAGGUGAGCCAAUCUGGGGACCGGGAUAACAGUUCUUCAAAAAUAUCUGAUCCUGCUCAAGAAACUUCUGAAGUUGAAAUGGCUGGCAAAUCAACUGAAGCCAAUGGUGAUACUCCAGCUCCAGAACAGUCAAAUGGUGCAGGUUUUAGUUCAAAUUAUGAACACAGCGAGUCCCAAUCUAGCAAAAAGCGCAGGGGAAGAGCAACUAAAAGAACUGAAUUUUCUGAGUCUGAUACAGAACCAGAGUUGUCUAUUGAAGAGCUAAUAAAGCUUGUUGCUGAGAGGGAUGAUUCACUAAAAAUAAAGCAGAAGGAGAUUGAAAAGAUGCAAGAGAAAGUUCUUCGUACUUAUGCUGAUAUGGAAAAUGUUCUCGAAAGGACAAAACGUGAGGUAGAAAACUCAAAAAAGUAUGGAAUUCAGAAUUUUGCUAAGGGCCUGCUUGAUGUUGCUGAUAAUCUUGGAAGAGCUUCAAGUGCUGUCAAAGAGAACUUUUCGAAGAUUGAUCAGACUAGUGACAAUGAAGGGGUGACCCUUUUGAAAUCCCUUUUGGAAGGUGUUGAAAUGACUGAAAAACAACUUGCGGAGGUUUUCAGGAAGUUUGGGAUUCAAAAAUAUGAUCCGUUGAAUGAAAAUUUUGAUCCGCACCAACAUAAUGCAGUCUUUGAAUUACCUGAUGCGUCGAAACCACUUGGAGUAGUAGUUGUUGUUUUGAAGCCGGGUUAUAUGAUACAUGACCGUGUCCUCCGUCCAGCCGAAGUUGGCGUAAGCAAAGCACCCCCUGAUGAAAGUUAGAGACUAACAUAUAUAUAUACAUUUUUUCCUUCAUUUUUUGUUGUCAGGUUUUAGGGUGGAUUUGGUAAAUGAAAUGAACUGAAUAUGGUAUUAUUUAUCAAAGUAAUAACUGUAUGUUGGCAAAAUAUGCAAAUAUUUUUUUUUUUUAUUUUUAAUCGGCUGUUUGUCUCUUUCAUUGUUAAUGGUGCCAUCUGCAUGAGGAUGAAGGCUGAAGUUUUGCUGUAAGACCAUUUGAGUUUCUCAAAUGAAAUGUAUGAGGUACUGCUUCUCUUUUAUUUAAU
Phalaenopsis equestris is the source of this 1447-nucleotide messenger RNA. Its product is annotated as protein GrpE. Gene Ontology annotation, biological process: protein import into mitochondrial matrix; protein folding. Lineage: Eukaryota; Viridiplantae; Streptophyta; Magnoliopsida; Asparagales; Orchidaceae. The record is from RefSeq and is a predicted model, not a curated record. Gene Ontology annotation, molecular function: protein homodimerization activity; protein-folding chaperone binding; adenyl-nucleotide exchange factor activity. Gene Ontology annotation, cellular component: PAM complex, Tim23 associated import motor. The coding region runs from base 141 to 1166 and encodes 341 amino acids. The transcript is spliced from 5 exons.